CUCCGACGCUCCGUCCUUUUCUUGCCGCUCUCGGCGGGCUGGGUUCCACAUCGCAGUCUGAGAGGCUCGAUUGGGAUCUGGGGUCCGGAGCAGGCAGGAUGGUGCCCUGACCCGACUUCAAAAGAAGUUACGGAAUGGAUAAAUUAAAAAUGGGCGAAUACCAUGAUUUGUUGACUCAAUCCCUUUUUGCAACAAAGCACGUUCAGGACUGUGCAAUCAUAGAACUGAAAAAUCUCUCUGUGAUAACAACCUCCAAAGGAUUCAAAUUGGAUGCAGAGGAAACUCAAGCCUUCUUGAAUGCUUUCAAGCAGCCAGACAUCAUUCGAGUAUAUGGCCUCUUCUUCAGGAAUGUAAACUACACAUGUGUCAGAGCAGAUAAGGAUUCAAUAUACAGUAAAUAUAAUGAAGAGGGCCUUAUAUUAGUAAAGACUGGAAUGUACAUAAUCUGUGCCACUUACACAAAGGGGAUGUAUCCAAGUGUAUGUGUUGAGGCAGUGGAGAAGUUAAGUGACUACUUCAAAACAAAGGGUAAAUGAAAGGAUCAAAACUGGGUGUAUGGUGAUAUACAUGGAUCCUAAAGCACACUGAAAAAGGGAAAACAACUUGGUAAAUCAUGCUUAGAUUUUCUAAAGCCCAGACACAUCAUAGGCUUUGCUCCAUCUACCUCUCUAUCAGAAGCAAAGUCAAUAUUUCAUAGAAAGCAUGAAAUAUUUCAUAGCAUGCUUUAUAUUAUUGUAGAAAAUCUUUUACUUGUAGAAAUAAAUUCAAAUACUGUUUAUAGUUUACAAGUCCUAUUCCUUCUCACCACUGACCAAAUGUAACCUUUGAGUCAG
Pristis pectinata (smalltooth sawfish) is the source of this 833-nucleotide messenger RNA. RefSeq names its product profilin family member 4 (gene pfn4). The record is from RefSeq and is a predicted model, not a curated record. Gene Ontology annotation, cellular component: cell cortex. Gene Ontology annotation, molecular function: actin monomer binding. Lineage: Eukaryota; Metazoa; Chordata; Chondrichthyes; Rhinopristiformes; Pristidae. The transcript has 5 exons. The coding region runs from base 135 to 536 and encodes 133 amino acids.